GGUCAGCUGGAUGUACUCAAAAUCAAGUUCGAUUCCACUCAUAAUCAAGUUCGGACCUCGAACUGAAAAUGAGUGGUUUUCUGAACUUGAUUAUGAGUGGAUUUUUCACUCAAACGACAGUUCAAAAGCUGAACUGACGUUUGAGUAAAUUGAACUUGUCAUUUUUGUCACAGUCUUUCAAGUUUUGCGGCUAAGUCCAGUUCGUUACAGAUGCAAACACGCUUUCUUUCAACAGGAUAUACGGAACUGGUUCCCGGAACACAACGGGGACGGUCGGAACUGGUUCGCGGAACGGACAUGGGGGAAGGGGUUAUGGUUUAUCCUCCCCACUCGGUGGUGUUCAAACGUUGGCACGACUGGUGCUGCAAAUGUGACUAUUCGUGGUAUCGAUGACCGUUCCCGGUCGGCAGUCGGUCGGCUGCCUUGGCCAACUGGACGAUAUUAAUCCACCUACCGCGGACGAUCCUGCUGUGCCGAAGCAGAAGAGCAGAAGGUUUUGGUCAGGAUACUUUUAGGCGGUGUUUGGGCGUUUGGAUCGGCACCUGUGGCAACGCCAGUUGCGGCGGCUCCUUAGACGGUGUUCGGCCAAAACUUCCACCACUCCUUCGUCGAUUGCCUACACCAGCACGAUUCAAUCGCUGGGGAACUCCAUCAAGAGUGGUGCAACUCAAUCCAACUACAGCCGAUGGAACGUUUGCCAAGAGUUGGUCACCUACAGUACGGCGGUACUGCAUCAGCAUCCGCAUCAGCAGCAUCGGCUGGCAGCAACAAAACUCUGGGCAUGACGUCGGCCAUCAGUUUGGCGGAACCGAAGCCGGAAGACCAUACCAAGACGGUGGAGCUGCAGAAGGCGUUCAAGCCGUACGUGGCGCCGCGUAACAUCGAACGGCAGAACUAUUUUGGGUCGUUCUUCGAGCUGCUGAAGAAACAGCCCAAGAUGACGGAGAGCCGCACCGUCCAGGAGGCGUUUGUGCCGGUCGUCAAGAUGAUCUUUGACGGCAUCGAGAUUGAUUUGCUGUUUGCGCGGUUGGCGCUGAAGGAGAUUCCGGACAACAUUGACCUGCGCGACGAUAUGCUGCUGAAGUAUCUGGAGUCCAAUUCGGUGUGCCGCGUCACGGACGAGAUCCUGCGGCUGGUGCCCAACAUUGACAACUUUCGGCUGGCGCUGCGUUCGAUCAAGCUUUGGGCGAAGAAUCAUGGAAUCUACUCCAACUCGUUGGGUUACUUUGAAGGUGUGUCGUGGUGGCGAGGACGUGCCACCUCUACCCGAAUGUCGUCGCGGCCACGCUACCAAUAAUCCGGUUCCCCAGCAAAGAAUCUUGGCAGAACCAUCAACCGGAAAGCGUCAACGCACGGAGCAGCAACAGCGACGCAGAUGAGAUCCUCGUACCGUCGACGCGACGACGACCACGGACCCCGGCAUACUUGAUGAUAUCACAUCACAAACCGCGGACGAGUCGGCUACCUGCGACUGGGCAUUUGGAUCGGCGCCCGUGCCAAAGCCAGUUGCGGCAGUACCAACGCUGACCCGGUGUACCCAAGAUCUUCAUCAGGAUAAGUUCCGGGGAGGACUUGAAAGCGAUUCGGAGGGGAAGGCUUGCCGGGACCACUGGUUCCGUUUUCGGGUUGACCAAAAGAACGGAGGCAACGUCACCCGAACUGCAAUAUCCUCAUCACGGGGCUCCUGACUGCGUUUGAUCGAGUCAAUUUGAGUUUGACGAGCGGAUGCUGGCGCCCGGUGACAUUGCGUCCUGGUGCUGUUUUCCGAUCAGCGCUGAGCUAAUGGUCGCCAUCAUAGGUUCUACCAACCGAUCCCGCCAUCCUGCAUCUAGAUCAGCUAGAUGAGCUGAUUUGCAUUCCGUUACCGGAAGAUAAGCACCGAAGGCCAUCUCGAAGAAAAACCUGUGCAAGCUUUUUAAAUGAAUAUG
Culex pipiens pallens (northern house mosquito) is the source of this 1928-nucleotide messenger RNA. RefSeq names its product poly(A) polymerase type 3-like. Lineage: Eukaryota; Metazoa; Arthropoda; Insecta; Diptera; Culicidae. Gene Ontology annotation, molecular function: poly(A) RNA polymerase activity. The transcript has 5 exons. The record is from RefSeq and is a predicted model, not a curated record. Gene Ontology annotation, cellular component: nucleus. The coding region runs from base 686 to 1297 and encodes 203 amino acids.